Messenger RNA from Camelina sativa (false flax), 2815 nucleotides. Its product is annotated as G-type lectin S-receptor-like serine/threonine-protein kinase At1g67520. The record is from RefSeq and is a predicted model, not a curated record. Gene Ontology annotation, biological process: protein phosphorylation. Gene Ontology annotation, molecular function: protein serine/threonine kinase activity; ATP binding. Gene Ontology annotation, cellular component: plasma membrane. Lineage: Eukaryota; Viridiplantae; Streptophyta; Magnoliopsida; Brassicales; Brassicaceae.
UCACAAAAGAUAUAUGUCUUGAAACCCACUUUUUCAGAGAAGUAUAAUCUAUCUUCCAAAGUUUCAGAUUGUCUCUAAGUAUGUGGCCAAAUGGUAUCUUUCUCACUCUUUUUAUUUUCUCUCUCUUGUUAAGGCAAUCAUGGAGUGAAACAGAUACACUUCAUCAGGGCCAGUACUUGAAAGAAGGGCAAGAGCUCGUCUCUGCUUUCAAAAUCUUCAAACUCAAGUUUUUCAACUUCAAGAACUCAAGAAACUUGUAUCUUGGGAUUUGGUUCAACGAUCUUUAUUUUGAUCCUGAUGUCCGGGACAGACCUGUCUGGAUUGCUAACCGUAACAAUCCAAUCUCGAACCACUCUGGAAGCCUCACAGUGGAUUCUUUUGGCAAAUUGAGGAUUUUAAGAGGAUCAUCAAACAUGCUUCUUGAGCUAAGCUCUACGGAAACCACAAGAAACACAACCUUAAAGCUUUUGGAUUCUGGAAACCUUCAGCUCCAAGAGAUGGAUCCCGAUGGAUCGAUGAAGAGGGUUUUGUGGCAAAGUUUCGAUUAUCCAACUGAUACACUUCUUCCAGGGAUGAAACUAGGGUUCGAUGUCAAAACCGGGAAGAGAUGGGAACUUACAUCAUGGCUAGGUGAUACUUUACCUGCUUCUGGAUCUUUUGUCUUUGGGAUGGAUGCUAAUAUUACAAACGUAUUGACCAUCUUGUGGCGUGGAAAAAUGUAUUGGUCAAGUGGGCUUUGGUACAAGGGUCGGUUUUCUGUAGAGGAAUUAAACGAAUGUGAUUUCCUCUUUUCCUUCGUUUCAACCAAGAGUGGACAAUAUUUUACGUAUUCAGGUGGUGAUCAGAACGAUGCCGGAACAUUUUUUCCCACCAUAAUGAUAAACCAACAAGGCUUUUUGCGUAGAACGCAGAUUCAUCAGCAGCAACCUACAUGGCAAAGUUCUAGGAAUCCAAAUUGUUUGGCAGCAGGUUAUGUAGUCUCGGAUGAGCCAUACUCAUAUGGGCUCACUUCUUUUAGAGUGACAGUAUCUUCUUCUCCAAGCAAUGGUUUUGUACUUAAUGAGACUGGUGGAAGGUUAAGUUUAGUUGAUUGCGAAGCUAUAUGUGUACAAAACUCUUCUUGUCUUCCCUAUGCUUCAGCCAACCUAGAUGGUACCGGAUGCGAAAUCUGGAGUACUCGUCCUACUAACAACAGGUCGUCUUCUCAUAGACCUAGGACAAUAUACAUCCGUGUAAAUGGCUUACAGAAGAAAAAGGUGGAAGCUUGGUAUAUUGUUGUGGCAUCACUGUGCCUAAUGAUACCUAUGAUUUGGUUUAUAAUCUAUCUUGUGUUGAAGAAAUUUAAAGUAAAAGCAAGUGUUAUAUUUCGGGGAAUAUUCUACUUUUUAUGGAGAGAAAUCACUCCACAAGUGAUUGGUUUCAUACGGAGGAGACUUUUAUCACUGAGGGUUGGUUCAACACUAGACCAAGAAAUGUUACUACGUGAAUUGGGAAUUGAUAGGAGACGCCAACACAAGAGAAGUGAAAGGAAGAAUAAUAACGAGCUUCAGAUUUUUAGCUUUGAAAGUGUAGAAUUGGCAACAGAUUACUUCUCCGAUGCAAACAAGCUCGGUGAAGGAGGUUUUGGUCCUGUAUAUAAGGGUAAGUUAAUAAAUGGGGAAGAAGUGGCUAUCAAGAGACUAUCUUUAGCAUCUGGGCAAGGCUUAGUGGAGUUCAAGAACGAAGCUAUGCUUAUUGCGAAACUUCAACACACAAAUCUUGUUCAGGUUUUAGGAUGCUGCAUCGAGAAGGAUGAGAAAAUGUUGAUCUACGAGUACAUGCCCAACAAGAGUCUUGACUACUUCCUUUUUGAUCCCUUGAGGAAAAGCGUUCUGGAUUGGACGCUACGGUUCAAGAUCAUGGAAGGAAUAAUUCAAGGGCUUUUGUACCUUCACAAGUACUCAAGGUUGAAAGUGAUACAUAGAGAUAUCAAAGCCAGUAACAUUUUGUUGGACGAGGAUAUGAAUCCGAAAAUAUCGGAUUUUGGAAUGGCUCGUAUAUUUGGAGCGGAAGAAACCAGAGCCAAUACUAAAAGAGUUGCCGGCACAUUUGGCUAUAUGUCUCCGGAGUACUUUAGAGAAGGACUAUUCUCGGCUAAAUCAGAUGUGUUCAGCUUUGGAGUUCUAAUGCUCGAAAUCAUUUGUGGGAGGAAGAACAAUAGCUUCCACCAUGACUCAGAAGGACCUCUGAAUCUCAUAGUUCAUGUGUGGAAUCUGUUUAAAGACAACCGAGUUUCCGAGGUGAUAGAUCUGUCUUUGGGAGAUUCUGCGCUUGAUUACCCUCAAGUGUUGAGAUGCGUUCAAGUUGCUCUGUUGUGUGUACAAGAAAACGCAGAAGAUAGACCAAAUAUGUUAGACGUUGUGUCGAUGAUAUACGGCGAAGGCAAUAAUGCACUUUCUUUGCCUAAAGAGCCUGCUUUCUAUGAUGGCCCCCGGAGAAGCUUUCCGGAGAUGGAGGUUGAGCCACUGGAGCUGGAAAAUGUAACGGUGAAUAGAGUUACUAUCACGGGGAUGGAAGCAAGGUGAAAUGAAAAAAAUAGGAAUAUAAGCAAAUUGAUUAUAGUAUGUGAAUCCCAUUGUUACUUGAAAUGUUUAAUUACUUCGUUAGUUCGUUACACGGAUUAUACAUGUGGGAAUUAGGAUUACAUACACUUACUCAAACAUGUGGUAUAUAAAGUAUCUUCAUACAUAAGAUGAUUCGAGUGUCCAGAUUUUGUUUGAUCCACUACUCAUGCGACUCCUAAAGAAGACUGACAAUUGGAUCACUUAUACAUAUU